Messenger RNA from Rhagoletis zephyria (snowberry fruit fly), 987 nucleotides. Lineage: Eukaryota; Metazoa; Arthropoda; Insecta; Diptera; Tephritidae. The record is from RefSeq and is a predicted model, not a curated record.
AUGAGUGCCAUUUCGCUGAGCAAUGUGGCGUUCAGCUAUUCGGGCACACCGGUUCUCAACAACAUCAACGCCGUCAUUCCCUAUGGACGAAUCUACAGUCUUUUGGGGCCGAGUGGUGCUGGCAAAACCACCCUGCUGCGUCUGGUCCUAGGACGAAUCAGACCCACUGCUGGCCGAAUAACUGUGCUAGGUGAUGAACCGGGAAAGAACAACCGAAUCAUCGGAAAGAAAAUGCUCAAAGAAGUUCUCGGGCUUCCCGAUGACAAAAGUGAGAUUUGGGAGCUCUCUGGUGGACAGCAAAAAAUGGUUUCACUAUCUCUAACUUUUCUGCACAGCCCGAGGUUGUUGAUUCUAGACGAGCCUACCGUUGGGAGCGAUCCAGUUCUGGGGAACUGCAUCUGGAACUACCUGCACCAGUGCUGUCUGGAGAACAUUAGCAUCAUUAUUGUGACCCAUUACAUUGAGGAGGCAACGUUCGGCCACGUUGUUGGCAUUAUGCGCAACGGCACCAUCCUCACCGAAGGCUCUCCCAAUCAGCUGACAGCAAAGUAUGGUCAGCAAACACUGGAAGACGUCUUUCUGCACCUCUGCAAGGUUAACACGGCUGUUUUUAACGAAGAAGCCGAGCCCCUGCACAGCAAGGGAGUGCUCAGCGCAAUUGAAAAGGUGGACGUCUACUACCUGAAUCCAAUCUACUACGACUCUCUGGAGGCAGCCAUUGGCGCAAUCACCGAUGGAAAGGCCAUUGGUGCCGUCUGGUUUGGACGCAACUUCUCCGACGCUUUUGAGUCUCGCCUCUCUGAGCCAGAGAGUAUAGACAAUGAGACGCUGGUGGAGAGUACGGUAAAGAUGUUCAUCGACACGGGCAACUACCUCUUUGCCAAUGGUUUUGUCGACUCGAUGCGUCAGACGAUGUACGGGUACAUGAAGAAAUUUUCACUCAGUCAGAACCUGCCCAUGUUUGACGCGCCCAUUGAUGUGCGCGAG